GGAUCGGGAGGGGUCCUCACCCUCGCCCCUUGGGGCAGGGAGCCGGGGACGGAUUAUUCUCUGCGGGGCGACACCAAGAAUUUCCUUUCGCAGAGAAGCCGCUCCCUGCUCCGAGGAAUGCCUGCGUGUCAGAAUUUGCCCUGCAGACAGGCAGCAGCUUGCACACAGAAAAUUGCACUAUGAGUCUCACAGAGCAGCAACAUCGGCCCCUCCCCCAUAGUUACUAAAUGGCCCUCGUCUGAUGGUCUGGUGUAAAACUAGAAGAAAACGACUUGAAAAUAUACCCACAGGGAGACUAAACGUUCUUAGUGAAUUAAGUUAGACCUGCGGUGAGAGAUUUAUUGGAAUAAAAGCCGACAGCUGGAAAGCCACGAAUGAGAACGAGGGAACAGCGACAAGCGAACCAGCCCAAGGACUGAGAGUACCAACUGAAGAGAACCCUCUGACUCAGAGUUUCCAUUGAUUCAGUCAGGAGAACGUUUGAGCCUCACCAGCAGGUGGAGCUGUCCUGCAGAGCGACCAAAGUGUAAACAAGACGUCGACAAUCAACAAUCGUCAGUCAGAAUCAGAAUGGACAAAGAGCCAGAGUUUACAAUCUCCGACCUCCUGGCACAGGGGGAGGAAUAUCGACUGUACCAACUGACAAAGUUCUACAGGGACAGACUCAAACAAGCAAUUGAAGAAAAGGUUGAGAGACUGGGUUGGAUGUUGACAAAGGAGGGACACUUCAGUAGAGAAGAAAAUGAGAAAGUCACUGAGCUGACAGAGAAGGGAAACCGGGCAGAGAGUUCCAGACUCUUCCUCAGUUUGGUGAAUGGCAAAGGCUCCCGGGCCCGGAGGGCGAUGUGGGAAUCCUUUCUGAUGUGGAGGACUGAGUUACCGAAGUUGGACAGAAUACUGAGGGAAAUACAGGAACUCGGUCCUGAUCCACAGGAAUACAUGAACAUUGGCCAAGGUUUAUCUGAAUUACCCACUCAGCUGAUAGAUGUUCAACAGAAACACAAGGAGACUCUGCGGACACGAACUGAAACACUGAGAGUGAACACGAUCCUGAUGACGGAGAAGGUGAAGGUUUUCCAGCUGGCUGACCGAUACGCUGAGCUCACGGUCAUUUCUACUGUUCGAGAUCGGACACUGGUGGAACAUGAGCUGCUGGCAAGAGGCAGAGACCAUGAGCAUUAUAGAGAGAAACAACUCCGCAGUCAGCUGGAAAAAAUCCAUACUGAUCAGUUAUUCCACAGCAGCUUUUUCCGGAGUAAAUCCAAAUCUGGGAGUUCAGCAGCAGUGGCCGGAGUCCCGGGGAUCGGGAAAACAACGAUGGUACAAAAGAUUGUUUAUGACUGGGCCAUGGGGAAAAUAUACCAACAGUUCCAGUUUGUCUUCAGUUUCAAAUUCAGAGAUUUAAACACCAUUAAUUGUAGAAUAAACCUGAGGGAACUGAUUCUGGAUCAGUAUCCUUACUUUGGGAAUAUCCUGAGAGAAGUCUGGAAGAACCCAAAGGGAUUACUGUUUAUAUUCGAUGGUUUAGAUGAAUUCAAACACAAAAUCGAUUUUGCGGACAGUCGGAGAGAUACAGAUCCCAAGCACCAGUGCCCAGAUCCCGAGUGGUGGUGUGAAGUGUCGGACAUUGUGUACAGUUUAAUCCAGGGCAAGCUGCUCCCAGGGUGUUCAGUGCUGGUGACCACCCGCCCCACUGCGUUACAUUUAUUGGAAAAGGCGGAAAUAGCUGUCUGGGCUGAAAUCUUGGGAUUUGUUGAUGAGGAACGGAGGGAAUAUUUCAUGAGGUAUUUUGAAGAUCAGACGGUGGCGGAAGCUGUUUUCAAACACGUGAAGGAGAACGAGAUCCUGUACACCAUGAGCUACAACCCCUCCUACUGCUGGAUCCUCGCUCUGGCACUGGGCCCCUUCUUCACAGGAAGAGUCAGGGACCCACAGCGAGUUCCCAAGACCAUCACCCAACUGUACUCCUACUAUAUUUAUAACAUCCUGAAAAACCACGGCCGUGAGAUUGAGAGACCCCGUGAUGUGUUACUCAGGGUUGGUCAGAUGGCCUUCAGUGGAGUGUCCGAGAAGAAGAUUGUGUUUACAGAUGGAGAUUUGGUCAGCUACAGUCUGCAGCCUUCCCAGUUCCUGUCCGGGUUCCUGAUGGAGCUUUUGGAGAGAGAGGAUUCUGCCCAGAGAGUGGUGUACACAUUCCCACACCUCACCAUCCAAGAGUUUGUAGCUGCAGUCGCACAAUUCCUGAAUCCAGAUCCCAGGGAUUUCCUGAAAUUCCUCACUGAUUCCCAGAACACGACAGAUGGGCGAUUUGAGGUAUUUCUCCGUUUUGUUGCUGGUCUCUCCUCCCCAAUGACAGCUCGGAGCCUGGAGGAGUUUCUGGGUCCGUUUCCUAAUGAAACAACCUGCCGGGUGAUUGACUGGGUGAAGAAGGAGGUUAAACGCCAGAGUGGAAACAUGGAGAGUAAAGCAGGUAAAAGGAGCCUCCUGAACACAUUGCACUACCUGUUUGAGUCUCAGAAUCGUGGACUGGCUCAGGAAACACUGGGAUCUGUGGAAACACUUUCAUUCAGUGGAAUGACACUGACCCCGAUUGACUGCGCGGUCCUGUCUCAUGUCAUCGGACUCUGUGAUACAAUAAAAGACCUCAACCUGGGGAACUGCCACAUUCAGUGUGAGGGAAUCCAGCGGCUGGGACCCGGGCUGCGCAAGUGCCAGGAGUUGAGACUGAACAAUAAUAAACUGGGAGAUUCAGGAGUGAAACUGGUGUCUGCGGCUCUGAGGAACCCGGAGUGUAAAAUACAGAGACUGGGGCUGAGGGAUGUCGGUCUCACAGAUUCUGGUGCCGAGGAUCUCGUCUCCGCUCUCAGUACAAACCCAUCCCUGACGGAUCUGGACCUGAGUUUUAAUAAACUGGGUGAUUCACGAGUGAACCUGGUGUCUGCGGUUCUGAGGGACCCGGAGUGUAAAAUACAGAAACUGGGGCUGAGGGAUGUCGGUCUCACAGAUUCUGGUGCCGAGGAUCUUGUCUCUGCUCUCAGUACAAACCCAUCACUGACCGAGCUGAACCUGAGUGAUAAUAAACUGGGGGAUUCAGGAGUGAAACUGGUGUCUGCGGCUCUGAGGAACCCGGAGUGUAAAAUACAGAGACUGGGGCUGCUCCGUGUCGGUCUCACAGAUUCUGGUGCCGAGGAUCUCUCCUCCGCUCUCAGUACAAAACCAUCACUAAUGGAGCUGAGCCUGACAUCAAACUCCCUGACAGACCGAUCUAUCCCCGCUCUCCGCCGCCUCAUACUGACCCUCCCGAGACUGGAGUGGAUCGAGCUGCGGGAGAAUCGGUUCAGCGAGACGGGGGGUAAGGAACUGAGAUCUCUACAGGAACCCAGACCGGGACUGAGAGUGACCGUGUGAACAUCUCCCCCACCAUCCCCCCCCCCGCGGCUUGGGGACAUUUGGCCGACUCCCCGCCCUCCCCUUUAACUACCCGCCUUAACUUUAACGGCCGCGCGCCGGGGCUGAUUCCCAACGGUUUUAACGGAACCGGCGGGGCAGCUUCCGCCGGAAGUGCGUGUACGAGACUCCCCACGUGGCACCCCGGGGAAUUACCCAGACAGGAAGAGCCCGGGGUCCGGGGCUCAGUCUGGGACACCGGUGUCCCGGGGUGGGGGGGGGGGGUAUGAUCCCGGGAGAGAAUCCUUUUGCCCCCUUUGCUGAGGACGGUGCAUUCGGCAGCCUGGCCGAUAUAAUGAUGUUAAAUGGACAAAUCCCUCGGCAGUGACCCUGGAUCUGCAGCGAUCCCGGACACGGCCCUGAAGUGUGAUUUUAUAAUCAUCGGUUCCCCGAUGCAGAGUGACGGUGAGAAACAGGACUGAUUAUUCAACCGGUCACUCCUUAUCGCCGGUCAGUUAAUUGUGUGUGACUGUGAGCAGAUCAUUUAUUCCCGCACGUUAGCAGCUCACACAUUGUUUCAUUGAUAUAUCUCAUAAAAAAUCAAUAAACCACUGAAUCUUCCUG
Molecule: messenger RNA, 4011 nt
Organism: Hypanus sabinus (Atlantic stingray)
Lineage: Eukaryota; Metazoa; Chordata; Chondrichthyes; Myliobatiformes; Dasyatidae
Product: NACHT, LRR and PYD domains-containing protein 3-like
Exons: 13
Coding region: 571-3408 (945 amino acids)
Cellular component (GO): cytoplasm
Molecular function (GO): protein binding
Source: RefSeq, a predicted model, not a curated record